GUGGAUUUCGCGUGGGAAGUUGGGGGGUGGGAGCCCUCCGACCGAGAACCUUCCACUAGCUGAGGAUCCCGGGAAAAGGACUCUGGCUCUAGAGGACGGAUCCCCUUCUCUUCUCUCACUUCUCUAUGCCCCCUUUCCCAAGAUGAAUUCCUCAUCCGUACCCCGCCCUUCCGUACUCCGGAAUGUCCCUGCCCCCAUCCCAGGGGAAAAGAGGCAGCUGGAGCCUAGAGCCAGAAGGAACUUUAGAAGGAAGUAUGGGUUAGCUGGAAAGGAACCUUAGUGCAGGACAUGGAACGUUAGAGUACAGAGUGGAAGAACCGGAAGGACCUUUAAACUGAGAAUGGAGGGGGCCGGAAGGAACCUUAAGAGUUAGGGAUGGAACCUUAGAGCAGGGGGUGGAAGAACCGGAAGGACUCUUACACAGGGAAUGGGAGGGCCGGAAGGAACCUUAGAACGGGGGUGGGGGUUGGGACAGCCGGAAAGAACCUUAGAACAGAGGUUGGAAGAACCGGAAGGAGUCCUAAACAAACAGGGAUUGGAAGGGCAGGAAGAAAUGCUAGACUUGUGGCUUUAAGAACCAAAAGGCAGUUUGCCGUGGAGGCUGAAAAUUCUAAAAGAGCCUUAAAACCGGGAGAGUGCCGGAGGGCACCUUAGGGGGAGAGAGAGAGAGAGUGAGAGCUGGAAACAUAUGCUAGCAUGUAGCCCUAGGAUCGCAGGUUUGGAGGUGGAAGGGACUUUCGGGGCCAUGUGGUCCAGUCUUUUCAUUUUAUAAGCCAGGUAUAGGAUCCAAGUGUUAUUCACCCAUUGCAUCAGAAUCUGGACAUGGUAGAGGGGAAAGGAAGGGAAGGAGCAAGACUGAGGGGUUUCAGACACAGUUUUGAGCUGGAUUUGCCUGAACCCAAGCAAUGCCUUGUUCUUAGUCCCCCCCUUGCUUCCUUCCCUGCUUCGUGGAGAUGGAGCAAGCUGCAGGCGCCCCCUUGUGCCAAGGGAAGAGCAUUGGUUUCUUCCAGUUGAUUGAAUUAAACAGAUUUAGGGAGCUCAUUUGCACAUGGAUUCCCUGAAUGCCCUGAGGAUGCAGCUUGGGGAACCGUCCUGGAGAGAAGUGCUGAGGUUUGCUGCGUUCUGCCGAUUCCUGACUCUGGUCCUCCAGGCCCUGUUCAAUGCCUUCAUCCCGGAUCAUGCCGCAGAUGCCUUCUCCCCACCCCGCCUGGAGCCUGCCGGCCUGGGGGACCAGCUAGUGGAAUGGCUCCUCGGGGGCUUGUCCCGCUGGGACGCAGAACACUUCCUUUUCAUUGCGGAGCAUGGUUACAUCUAUGAGCACAACUUUGCCUUCUUCCCGGGUUUCCCCCUGGCCCUGCGGGUGGGGGCCGAGCUGGUACUGUGGCCGCUGCAGUGCCUGCUCACCCUCCGGAGUCGCCUGUUGUUGACGGCCGCCCUGCUCAACAGCCUGUGCUCGGUACUGGCAGCCUUGGCCCUCUAUGAGCUGAGCUGCUUAGUGCUGGGCUGCCGCCGCCUGGCCCUCCUCUCAGCUCUGCUCUUCUGCCUCAGCCCCGCCAAUGUCUUCCUGGCAUCAAGCUACUCUGAGAGCCUCUUUGCCUUCCUGGCCUUUAGUGCUAUGAGCCAGCUGGAGAGGGGCCGAGGCAGCUACAGCACACUCCUCUUUGCCCUCGCCACGGCCGUGCGCUCCAAUGGGCUCAUCAACACUGGCUUCCUUGUCCAUGCCCAGUGCCAAGACCUCAUCUCGGCUCCACGUCCCCCUCGGGCCCUUCCUCAGGCCCUGUGGAGGCCCCUGCGGCUGGUGGCCUUUCUGUUGUUGAGAGCCCUUGGGGUCGGUCUGCCCUUCGCCCUAUUCCAGUACUAUGCCUAUGGCCAGUUCUGCCAGCCCCACUCGGCCCGCCUCAUCCCUGAGCCCCUUGUACAGCUGGCCAAGGACAAGGGCUACCGGGUCACAGCAGGCAGCCAGCCCAGCUGGUGUGCCUGGCGCCUGCCCCUUAUAUACAGCUACGUCCAGGAUGUCUACUGGAACGUGGGCUUCUUAAGGUACUUUGAGCUGCGCCAGGUGCCCAACUUUCUCCUGGCAGGGCCGGUGGCUGUGCUUGGGGCCUGGGCGGCCUGGACCUAUGUGACUGCCAACCUCCAGCACUGCCUCACCCUUGGGCUCUUGUGGAGCAAGGGCAGGGCGGAUGAGAAGGCUAGAAAGCCUCCUCCUGGAUUCCACAGCCCCCGGGUGUUUGUCUAUGUGGUGCACUGCACUGCCCUGUUGUUCUUCGGAGCCCUGUGUAUGCAUGUGCAGGUUCUCACCAGGUUCUUGGGCUCCUCCACUCCUGUCAUCUACUGGUUUCCAGCUCACCUGCUUCAAAACCGGGAGCCCCUGUUGUGGACUCAAGAGACUGUGCCUGAGAAGGUCCCUGUAAUGUGCUCCCUGCUGGGACAAGAGGCCCUAAAGAAUCCAGUUUGGGGACUUCUCUGCAAUUGGAGAGCUUGCUCUGGAGUCACAUGGGCCAUUCUGGGCUAUUUCCUCUCCUACUGGCUCUUGGGACUGCUCCUGCACUGUAAUUUCCUGCCUUGGACAUGACCCAGAGCCCCAGAGGACAUCCAAGCUAUGCUGCAGACUUUCCCAAGGGGCCUGAAACUAGUCAGUUGAGUUGUGAGGCUACUUGAAAUAGAAGUCCUCAUCCACAAUGCUUUCAAGUGAGCUGGUUGAGAGUUCAAAGAAAAUGUUGGCCAUUGGAGAUUCCCUUUCUGCUCUGGGUACAAAUGGGAGAGGCACUUUGGCCAAAGUUUUCUUUCAGAUCCAAACUGAACCUGGUUUUUUCUGCUCAACCCAGUCAUUAAACAUCUCCAGCUCCCCACAGAAUCUCAGAAUUGAAAAGGAACUCUGGGCUUGAAGCAGGCCUACUUAUGCCCAAGUUCCCUUCCUCACCAAUAUCUGUUCUCCACUUAAAGAUUUCUACUGACUUGCUUGCCAGCACCCCCUUCCUAGUCAUCCCACCCCUUAUGGCCUUUCCUAUCCAUGACUAACCAAGUCAACCAUCUGCCCAUGUAGGUGUCAUUUAUCUUAUCUUGGCCUCUUCUCUUUUCUGGGAAGGGAGGGUAGUGUGACUUCCCUGAGAGAAGGGGCACAGCCACAGGACCUCCUGGCUGAGGAACCCUAGGGACUCAUUCAUGAUAUAGUAGGUAGCCUUAUCAUCCAAAACAAUGUCACCUUAUCUGAUAACUUUGAGUCCAGAGGAUAGUGUAAGAAUACCCCCAUUCCUUUUUAAAUUUUAAGCCUUUGCCUUCCAUCUUAGAAUCAAUACUGUGUAUUGGUCCAAAGGCAGAAGAAUGGUAAGGGCUAGGCAAUGGGGUUUAAGUGAUUUGCCCAGGGUUACCCAGCUAGGAAGUGCUAAGGCUAGAUUUGAACCCAAGAUCUUCUGUCUCUGGAUCUGGCUCUCACAGACUGAGCCACUUAGCUCUCCCCAACCUCAUGACUUUCAAAGAAUAGAUCCAGAUGAAAAAUGGAGUCUUCAUUUCUCCCAUUGGUACCAAGUAGACUGAUUUGUCAUCACCCUACUGCUUAGUCCUUGCACAAAUCACUUCCCAUGCCAAGCCUCAGUUUCCAUUUUUGUAAAAUAAAGGACUCUAAAUAUUAUCAAAAGGCCUUCUAAUUUUAAUCUGAUUAUUUUAUAACUAAGAGACCCUUUUGCUGCUCUAGUAGGAUCUGGAAACUUUGUAUGGAAAUUUAGAAGUUCAGGAACAUCAAUCUGAGGAGGAAGGGAGAACUCUAGUAAGGGUAGAAAUAGACCAAGCACAUUUCAAGAGAAACAUUUGAGGAAAAUUUUCAGGAAACAGGCACAUUCUUACUUGACAAGAGAGAAGGUACUUGCCAUGGGGCUGUAGCAGCCCUAACACCAAAAUCUAGAGAAGCUGGACUAGGUGGAAAAUUCGAUACCCCAUCCGCUGAAGUAAAGGGAGACCCCGGAGGAAAUCAAGGGCAUUCAUCAAAUGAGGGAGAAGGUGGUUAGAUGGAUCCACUCCACAGAGCAGAGACUUGAGAGAAAUGGUUACAGUGAUGGAAGAAAUGUGGGAGAAGCCAGAUGUGGAAUUGCAACAGGUGAUUCACCUAUCACCGUAUCUGCCAGUCAUCACCAACUUGGUGUCUCAUGGGUCAGCUUGUAUUUGGCAUGUUCAAAACAGCUCAUCUUCAUCCUUUAUUUUUUAUUUGUUUUUUUUAAACCCUUAUCUUCUGUCCUAAAAAUCAAUACUGUGUAUUAGUUCUAAGGUAAAAGAGCAGUAAGGACUAGGCAAUUGGGUUUAAGUGACUUGCUCAAGGUCACACAGCUAGGAAAUGUCUAAGACUAAAAUUUGAACUCGGGACCUCCUAUCUCUAGUCCUAGCUCUCCAUUUACUGAGCCUCCUAGUUGCUCCUGUCCUCAUCCUUUAGAAUCCAUCCUUUUCUGAACACCUUCAUUUUAACUAAGAGCACCAUCAUCUGCCCAGUCACCCACAAACCUAGCUGUAGAGCCAUCAUUCCUCUCCCUUGCAUUGUCCCGUCAUUUCAGUUACCAAGUAUCUGUGCUGUUUCUACAGCAUCUCUAGUGUUACUUCCCUUCUUCCCAUGUGCAGUGUCUCUGCUCUUGUUCUUAAGUUGUUCUUGCCCUCACUCCUCUCCUCUGUACUCCAGUAGCCUCCAGUCCUCUUCCCCCCUACCCCCCAGAAUUCCCUCUCCACCCUGUCCUCCACAGAGCUUUCAGAUGCACAGUUCUGACUGUAUUGCUCCUCUACUCAAAGAGCUUCUAUGACUGCUGUAUGAAGCACAUACUCCUCUGGCAUCUAAAGGAUGCCACAGUCUGGCUCUGACUUCAUCUGUCUGGACUGAUUUCACAUUACUCUUCAUGACACCCUCAGCUUUCCAGGUAUGCUAAGCCUGCUGGCUCUGCCUCCUGUACUUAAAAUGCUAUUCCUCGGGGGCAGCUCACAGUGGAUAAAGCACCGGGACUGAGGUCAGGAGGACCUGGGUUCAAAUCUGGCCUUAGACACUUCUUAGCUGUGUGACCCUGGGCAAGUCACUUAACCCUGAUUGCCUAGCCCUUACCACUCUUCUGCGACAGAAUUGAUACCAAGACAAAAGGUUCAUUUAAAAAAAAAUUGCUAUCCCUUCUUAUCCACUUCUUGGAAUUCCCAGCUGUAUUCAAGGCUUAUCUCAAGCAUCACUCACUAGUCAGUGCCUUCUCCCCAAGGAUUAGGGCUCCCCUUCCACCAAGGAAGAUGCCUUCAUAUUACCCUGUGUACAUGUUGUGUUUGUUUCUUUGGGUAUGCCUCGUUCCCUACUCCUUACCCCACCACCACCACCCCAGGAGAGGUACCAUUUUUUCAUUUUGCUUUUGUAUCUAUCCUUGCUGUCUUGCCCCAUAAUAAAUGCUUAUUGAAGCUUGGUUGGGGAAUAUGGACACGGAAUGCUGCAUAAAAUGUGGGCCUCGAUUCAUCAAGUGUUUGCUGAGCCGUUUUUUCUUAUUCUUUUUUUAUUCCUUGUAACAUGUAACUGUACAGCAGCGAAAGUAUUCAAAUAAAAAUCAAAAUGAUUUGGCA
This is a messenger RNA of Monodelphis domestica (gray short-tailed opossum), 5568 nucleotides long. The record is from RefSeq and is a predicted model, not a curated record. NCBI's taxonomy places the organism in Eukaryota, Metazoa, Chordata, Mammalia, Didelphimorphia, Didelphidae.